AUGAAACAAAGAGGCAGCGGGGAACAGAGGGAGCGACGGCAUUUGGCAACAUUUAUGCUUGCUUUGUUUCUGUUGUGGAGCGGGGCUUCGGCGCAGAUAAGGUACUCCAUCUCUGAGGAGUUGACGGAAGGAACUGUCGUGGGGAACAUAGCGAAGGAUUUGGGUCUAGAUCUGAACUCCUUGAAACAGAGAGGAUUUAGAAUCGUUUCUGGAUCGAAUGAGCCUCUCUUUCAGGUAAAUCAGAAUAACGGCAUAUUGUACGUGAAACGUAAAAUUGACCGAGAAGAGAUGUGCGAGCAAAGCAACGUUUGUCUGAUAAAUCUGAAAACCGUGUUAGAAAAUCCUCUUGAAAUCCAUUAUGUGGCAGUGGAGGUGCUGGAUGUGAACGACCACUCUCCCGGUUUCCCAGAGAAAGAAAAACUAUUGGAGAUUUUUGAGUCAGUUUUACCCGGCGUAAGAUAUCAGCUGAAAGCUGCACACGAUUUAGACGGUGGCGUCUUUGCUGUUCAGCGCUAUAAACUGAGUCACAAUGAUUAUUUCCGUUUGGAAGUGAAAGACAAAGGUGAAGAUGGAAAAAGUCCCAUAUUAGUUUUACAGAAGCCUUUAGACAGAGAGGCUAUACAGAGCCAUACAUUGGUGCUGACAGCAAUUGAUGGGGGAAAACCACCCAAAUCGGGGACCAUGGAAAUACAAGUAAAAGUAUUAGAUGUAAAUGAUAACCCUCCUAUCUUCUCAAAGGAUGUUUACUCGGUAUUGCUUAAUGAAAAUGCAGAUUUAGGUACAACAGUCAUGCAGGUAAACGCAACUGACUUGGAUGACGGUCUAAACGGAGAUGUAAUGUAUUCGUUUGGAAAUAGUGUCAACGACAGGUUAUUCAAAUUAUUUAAUAUAAAUGCCAUAACAGGUGAAAUAACUGUAAAAGGGCCAAUAGAUUUUGAAGUGAAAGACAGAUAUGAAAUCGAAAUACAAGCAUCUGACAAAGGACUUGCACCUCUCUCAACAGACAAAAGCGUAAUUAUACAAAUUGGUGAUUUGAAUGACAAUGCACCGGAGAUUGAGGUGACAUCAUUUUCAAGUGCAGUUCCCGAAGAUUGCAAGAUCGGAACUACAGUAGCUUUGAUCAGUGUUAGUGAUUUAGACUCUGGUCUCAAUGGGAAAGUUGUCUGUUCCAUCAAUGAGGAUGUCCCUUUCACGUUAACGCCAUCUUUACAAGAUAACAUGUACUCUGUAGUUACCAAGUCACCUUUGGAUAGGGAAAAACAAUCUCAGUAUGACGUAACAAUAGUUGCUAAAGACGCAGGACAACCAUCCUUGUCGUCUGUAAAGACUAUCAGCGUUACUGUAUCAGAUGUGAAUGAUAACAGUCCAAAGUUUUUAAUGAGCCCCUACACUUGUUAUAUUACUGAAAAUAACGAGCCAGGUGCUAGAAUGUUUACCGUUAGUGCAUCUGAUCUUGAUGAGAAAGAAAAUGCUCUUGUCUCCUAUCAUAUUGUCAGAGAUAGAGAAGACAACCAAUUUGCAUCUUUGCUAAAUGUUAACUCUGAAAAUGGAGACAUUUUGGCACUAAAAAGUUUUGACUUUGAAACUUUGAAAACAUUUAAAUUCCAAGUUGUUGCAACAGACUCUGGAACUCCGGCGCUAAGCAGCAACGUCACAGUGAAUGUGUUCCUUCUGGAUCAGAACGACAACGCUCCAGUGAUCUUGUAUCCAGUCAGCGCUAACGGUUCUGCUGAAGGUGUGGAGGAGAUUCCCCGCAAUGUGAACGCAGGACAUUUGGUGACUAAAGUGAGAGCCUAUGACGCAGAUAUAGGAUAUAACGGCUGGUUGUUGUUUUCACUGCAGAAAGUUAGUGACCACACACUCUUUUCUCUGGACCGCUACACAGGACAGAUAAGGACACUUCGGUCCUUCACAGAGACAGACGAGGCUGAACAUAAACUGGUCAUACUUGUCAAAGACAAUGGAAACGUUUCCCUCUCAGCAACAGCUACUGUGAUCAUCAACGCUGUGGAGCCCAAAGAGGCUUUUGCAGCUUCUGAUGUUAAAAGCUCAGUCAAAGAGGAAGAUGAGAACAAUGUUACAUUCUAUUUGAUCAUCACUUUGGGGUCGGUUUCAACUCUUUUCCUGGUCAGUAUCAUCGUGUUGUUUGUAAUGCAGUGUUCUAAAACCCCAGAUUAUUCCUCCAAUUAUUUACAAGAGACGAACUAUGACGGGACACUUUGCCACAGCAUCCAGUACAGAUCCGGAGAAAAACGGUACAUGUUAGUUGGACCCAGAAUGAGUAUAGGUUCUACUAUAGUCCCGGGCAGCAAUGGGAAUACUCUGGUGGUCCCCGAUCACAGAAGGAGUGCGUCUGGAGAGGUAAGCUGA
This is a messenger RNA of Osmerus eperlanus (European smelt), 2370 nucleotides long. Its product is annotated as protocadherin alpha-3-like. The transcript has a single exon. Gene Ontology annotation, molecular function: calcium ion binding. Lineage: Eukaryota; Metazoa; Chordata; Actinopteri; Osmeriformes; Osmeridae. Gene Ontology annotation, cellular component: plasma membrane. The coding region runs from base 1 to 2370 and encodes 789 amino acids. Gene Ontology annotation, biological process: homophilic cell-cell adhesion. The record is from RefSeq and is a predicted model, not a curated record.